UUGCAUAAUAUAAAAUGUGUAAUAAAAUUUAAUGUUUGAAAAUAUUUUAAUAGAAAUGUUAGAAAUCUUAGAAUUCUGAUUGUAACAUAACGUUAAGUUGAUUUUAACAACUAUGCCAAUAUUUAUCUAACUUCGUUAAUAAUCUACAUUUUACAUUUUAAAAAGAAAAUAAAUAAUACAUAUAUAUAUUUUUUUAUUACUGUAUAUAUAAAUAUUAUACAUUAUACUUUUCUAUAGUUGGAGAUACAAUCAAAUGCAAUUAGGUAUAGUUUGUGUGUGACAUAGUGCGUUGCUGGGUUUAUUCUUUAAUUUAUAACGAACUGGAUCUAAUGAUUUAAACAAAAAACAACGUUUAUAUUCAAUGAUUUGAUUUAAAAAGGAAAUUCUCUUCGUCUAAAAAAAAAUGGCUUCAAAUGAUGGUAUACCACCACCUGCAGCGGUACCUGGAUUUCCACCAGCAACUCCAAAUAUUGCUUCUAGUUUUGUUCCACCUAUUAUGCCUACUGCACCCUUCAUACCACCUCCUAGUCUACCACCUGGUCCACCAGGCAUAAUGCCACCACAAUUCUCCAUACCUCCUCCUGGUUUUAGUUUUCCAAUUACUGCUGCUCCUCCACCCGAUGCUGGAGUUAUAGCCGCACCUCCUCAAAUAACAGCUCCAGGUAUUCCUCCACCAGCACCUAUAACGGGCGAUAAUGGAUCUACUGUUCAGUCUAUUACGACAGCUGAGAAGAAGACUGAUUGGACUGAGCACAAAGCUCCAGAUGGCAGAACAUAUUAUUAUAAUAGUGCUACAAAACAAUCAUUAUGGGAGAAGCCUGAUGAAUUAAAAACACCUAGUGAAUUGCUUUUAUCACAGUGUCCUUGGAAGGAAUAUAAAUCAGAGAAUGGGAAAGUAUAUUAUCAUAAUGUAACAAGUAAGGAAUCAAGGUGGACUAUUCCUACAGAAUUGGAAGAACUGAAAACAAGAAUUGCAGCUGAAGAAGCUGCAGCAGCUGCAGCAGCAGUUGUUGCGAAUGCUACAAACACUAUAGUUCCUGUAGCUAUGCAACAUUUGUCUCCAAAUAUUGCAAUUACAAAUGCAUCGCAAACCAGUACACCAGAACCAGGUGGCAAAUCUGCGAUAGAGCAAGCUAUGGCUGCGACACUUGCAGCAAUAAACAUUCCUACUCCACCUGCAAAACCAGAUGAGGAUAGCAAUUCUGCUAAAGGAUCAGCAAAUGAUAGCCGUACCAGUACUCCUGAACCAAAAAUGCAAUUUAAAGACAAGAAGGAAGCAAUCGAAGCGUUUAAAGAAUUAUUAAGAGAAAGAGAUGUACCGUCUAAUGCUACAUGGGAACAGGCAGUAAAGUUAAUUCAAAGUGAUUCUAGAUAUCCUCAAAUGAAGAAAUUAAAUGAACGCAAACAAGCUUUCAAUGCAUACAAAACACAAAAGCUUAAAGAGGAGCGUGAACAAGAAAGAUUGAGGUUAAAGAAAGCUAAGGAAGACUUAGAGCAGUUUUUGCUAGAAAAUGAUAGGAUGACAAGUACAACCAAAUACUAUAAAUGUGAAGAAAUAUAUGGGAAUUUAGAAGUAUGGAGAGCUGUAGGUGAUUCAGACAGGCGAGAUAUAUAUGAAGAUGUUAUUUUUAAUUUGGCUAAACGUGAAAAAGAAGAAGCAAAACAAUUGAAGAAAAGAAAUACCAAGAGGUUAGCCCAAGUUUUAGACACUAUGACAGAUGUCACAUAUAGAACAACUUGGCAAGAAGCACAGGCACUACUUUUGCAACAUGCAGCUUUUGCAGAAGAUGCAGAUUUAUUAGAAAUGGACAAAGAAGAUGCCUUACUCGUGUUCGAAAAUCAUAUACGACAGCUAGAAAAAGAUGAAGAGGAAGAGAAAGAACAUGAGAAAAAACGUAGGAAACGUCAAGAGAGAAAAAAUAGAGAUGCGUUUAUAAGUUUACUCGACGAACUACAUGAGCAAGGAAAAUUAACAUCGAUGUCACUUUGGGUAGAACUUUAUCCAAUGUUAUCGGCUGAUUUAAGAUUUUCUGCUAUGCUUGGUCAAUCUGGAUCAACGCCCUUAGAUCUUUUUAAAUUUUAUGUUGAGGAUUUAAAGUCUAGAUUCCACGAUGAGAAGAAAAUUAUAAGAGAAAUCUUAAAAGAUAAGAACUUUGAAGUACAAGUUAAUACUACUUUUGAAGAGUUUGCUACCGUUGUAUGCGAAGACAGAAAAUCUGCAACAUUGGAUGCAGGAAAUGUAAAACUGACGUACAAUUUAUUACUUGAAAAAGCUGAAGCAAGGGAGAAGGAACGCGUAAAAGAAGAAACUAGGAAGUUUAAGAAAUUGGAAACCGGUUUCAAGAAUUUGUUGAAGUCUCUCAAUGUUGAUUAUCAAAUGACGUGGGAAGAUGUACGAACGAAAAUUGAAGAGGAACCAGACUUUAAAGCAAUCACGUUAGAAAGUGAAAGAGUUAGAAUCUUUAAAGAAUAUCAGCAUGAACUCGAAGAAAGUUGUAGCCAUCAUCAUAUCAGAAGUAAAAAGAAAAAAACGAAAAAAGUGAAACGGAAAUCACGAUCUAGAUCUCACAGUGAGUCUGAAGGAAGCGAAAAAGGCUUGAAGAAAAAACGGCAUAAGUCACGUUCACCUAGUGUUCCUAGUAAAUCAGAUAGUUCUGAAUCUGAUACUAGAAAAUCAAAAAGGAAAAAGAAUAAAAAGAAAAGAGGACGAAGUCAUUCUCGGUCACAUUCGAGACUUCCAUCUUCAGAGGAAUCACCGGAAAGGAAACGAAAAGAGGAGAAACAUAGGAGAGCUUCCGCUCAUAGUGAAGGUUCUGUUACAGAGAAUGCAGAGCAUCAUGAACUUUCGGAAGAUGAAUUAGAAAAACAAAGAGCGCAAUUACUCCGGGAAUUACAGAUGCAACAGGAAGAUAACUAAGAACACCACGUUUUUUAAUGACACCUUAUGUAACUUUAGAUUAAUGCAAUAUUAAAUUAAACUUUGUACAAACUAAAUUUUUUUU
Messenger RNA from Nomia melanderi (Alkali bee), 3002 nucleotides. RefSeq names its product pre-mRNA processing factor 40 (gene Prp40). Gene Ontology annotation, biological process: mRNA cis splicing, via spliceosome. Gene Ontology annotation, cellular component: U2-type prespliceosome; U1 snRNP. NCBI's taxonomy places the organism in Eukaryota, Metazoa, Arthropoda, Insecta, Hymenoptera, Halictidae. Gene Ontology annotation, molecular function: protein binding; RNA binding. The record is from RefSeq and is a predicted model, not a curated record.